AUGGGUAAUUGUGUUCAACAACAACAACAACAACAGCAACAAUCUCAACAAACAACAAAUUUAACAUCAUCAUCAUCAUUUGAUAAUAUUUCACGUACAUUUCGUCGAAAUUUAUUAUCAAAUCGUUUUCGAACAAUACGUACAUUUCAACCAUAUAAUUUAAAUGCACUUAUUGAUGAAACACUUUCAAUUAUUCGAACUGUUGUUGAUACAGAUCAAGAACCACCACAUGCUAUGAUUGUUGUAUCACGUAUAGCUAAUCGUGAAGAUCGAUGGUUAGAUGUUAUGAUUGCAUUAAUUGAACGUAUACCAAUACAUGAUCCAUUAGGUGCAACUGUUAUUGCAUUAUUACUUGAUGAAUGUUCAUUACCAUCAAAAGAAUUAUUACAACAAUUAAUAAAACGUAUAUGUUCAGAUAAUCGUUCAAGAAUAAUAUUACUUGAAUCAAUUAUUGAUGAAUAUAUUAAAGAAAAUAAUCAACAACAAUUACAAAAAUCAAUUAUUGAAACACAUAUUAAUAAAGAUGACAAUAAAAAUGAUAUUAAUGAAUCAAUACCAAUUAUAAUAAAACAAACAUAUGAUAUUGUUGAUGAACAUGAACAUGAAAAACCUAACAAGAUAUCAUCAUCAAUUUCAAAUCUUUGUUCAUCAAAACGUUCAACAUCUACAAUAAAAACAAAUAAUACUUCUAAUAUACAAAAUCAACGAAAACUUGAUAAUGUUUUACAUCGUGAACGUAAUACAUUAGUUGUACUUGGUUGUCUAGCUGAAAAACUCGUUGGUCCAACAAGUGCAUCAAUGUUAAAUACAAUAGCACUUGAAUUUAUUAUUGAUCGAGUUUAUUUAGGUAUAUAUAAUUAUAGUCAAUUAAUAUCAUUAGAUUUUGAUGAUAUAAAUUAUUUAUCAAAUUAUUCAUCUGUAUUAAAAAUAAUAUUAUUUGCAUUAAUUGCAAUUGAAAAAUUUUCUCAUUCAUUAGAAUCAAAACAUAUUCUAUUACAAUCAUUAACAAUUCAAAAUGAACAAUCAAAAAUGAAUGUUUUAGAAUAUUAUGAACCAUGGGCUAUAUCAAAUAAUUGUCUUAAAAGACAAAUUGGUUUUUAUGCUCAAUGGUUACUUGAUAAUGUAUUUAUUCUUGAUUAUCGUCGACCAUCAUAUGAAGUAAUUGAUCAUAAUUAUAUAAAUGUUAUGCUUAAUGAUAAAGAUGUUAGUGAAUAUUUAAAAAUUGGUCCUGAUGGUCUUGAAGCACGUAGCGAUACAGUUUCAUUUGAAAGUGUUCGAUGUACAUUUCAUGUUAAUACAGGUGUUUGGUAUUAUGAAGUACUUAUUGUAACUGAUGGUGUUAUGCAAAUUGGAUGGGCAACAAAACAAUCAAAAUUUUUGAAUCAUGAAGGUUAUGGUAUUGGUGAUGAUCAGUAUUCUAUAGCAUACGAUGGUUGUAGAAAUUUAAUAUGGUUUGGAGCUAAAUCUAUACCACAUAAUAAUCCAGCUUGGAAACCUGGUGAUAUUGUUGGUUGUUUAAUUGAUUUUGAUCGACGUGAAGUUAUAUUUUCAUUAAAUGGUCGUUCACUUGAUCCAUUACGUAAAUUAUUUUCGUCAACAUCUGCUCCUAUAACUGAUGGUUAUUUUGCAGCUGCAAGUUUUAUGUCAUAUCAACAUUGUCGUUUCAAUUUUGGUUCAAUACCAUUUCGUUAUCCUCCAACAACAGUUCAAUCAUAUAAGACAUUUAAUGAAUAUGGUUAUUUAUCUGAUGAUGAAAAACUUAUUUUACCAAAAUAUAAAAAAUUAGAAUUAUUACGUUCAAUUAAAAUAAGUGAACAAGAUUGUAUAUUAUGUGUUGAUGAUAAAGCUAAUAUAAUGUUUAAACCAUGUCAACAUACUGGUUUUUGUGAACAAUGUGCAUUAAAAUUAGAUCUAUGUCCUAUAUGUCGAUCAGAAGUUCAAGAACGAUCUAUAAUAACAGAUUAA
Rotaria sordida is the source of this 1965-nucleotide messenger RNA. The record is from the annotation of a GenBank genome assembly. NCBI's taxonomy places the organism in Eukaryota, Metazoa, Rotifera, Eurotatoria, Philodinida, Philodinidae.